Molecule: messenger RNA, 799 nt
Organism: Amoebophrya sp. A25
Lineage: Eukaryota; Dinophyceae; Syndiniales; Amoebophryaceae
Source: the annotation of a GenBank genome assembly
CCUGCUUUCUACCAUGGCCACCACUCGAGGCGAGGAGUCACCACGACCUCCGGCAGUGGAGGCUCUGGUAGCUCCUCACCGCGGUCGUCCGCGGUGGUAACCUCCCUCACGGGUUCGACUCGAAGUGCCUCAUCCGCGGCAGCAGUGAAUACAAGCAAUGUAGUUCUCGAAGCGGGAGUAGUAGAAGCAGACUCUGCGCCAGCCCUUCGAACGGGAACUGGCUCUGCAGUUGCUUUUUCCCUCUCCUCGAUGCUGUCCACGACAUCCGCUGAUCUGGCUUUUACUGACCAGUUUCCGGAUAGGUAAAGUGAAUACCUUGUCUGCAUAUAAUCUGAUGGAUAUUUUUUAUGUAGUUCUAAAUCUAAUCUGCUGCUCUUGCAAGAAGAGCUUUUGAGCCGUUGAAAGAACGGACGUCGGUCGUACAACCUUAUACAUAGAUCCAUAGAUUUGCAGAUAAUUUCAGAGACACCAGAUGACAGACUCAGGCUGGACAAAUAUUUGUGAAGCAUAAAUAUAAAUCAGGCACAUCGGACCUUCUGACGCAGAAAUCGCAGCUAUGUGCAACGCAAUCGGAGUGGCAGAUAUGGACGAGUUGAUGGAGCAGGCAAUUCCCCCGCAUAUUAGGCGUAGUUUGACGGAAGCUCAGCUAGCCGCUCCGGCAACCCGCAGCGAAACCGAAGUACUGCAGAUACUCAAAGACGUGAUGUCGCAAAAUCAGUCGCGCAAGAAUUUCCUGGGUCAAGGAUACCAUGGCACGCUGACGCCCGCUUGCAUCUUGCGAAAUCUUCUGGAAAACCCC